GCAUCGGCCCUCCAUUCGCGUCGCUCGGAAAAAUGUGACCGGAGCGCUCAGUCGCGCGCGCGCCCACACGACACUCACAACGCAUAACACAACAUUUUAGUAGUAUUUAUUUAAACCACGCCGAAUCGGCGGUUAAUUGUCAGGUGCGUGAAUGGUGCUUGCGGUGGUGCACUCGAGGUCGUCGUGGACACCGCCAAAAAGGUCUCCGCACGCCAUCGGAGCUCUGGCCACGUAUUACCUCUAUCGCAUCCUACCUGUUCAGUUCAAGCAUCUGUGCCAUCAACAUCAAUGUGAAAGUGCAAUGCGCGUGCAAAACCCCGAAAAAAUGUGGAAAAACUACGUGACUGACACGAAUCAUCGCUACAAAUUAACACCGAGCGACUAAGAAGACUUCCAACAACAUGUUAAAACACAUGCUCAACGCGAAUGGGAAUGUAGCGCGUUCCAGCCGCCCGGAUAGCUCGAUGGUAAUGGAACCACGGCAUUCACAUGACGUUUCUCACCGCUACCGCACACCAGGCGGCGUUGGAAGCAUUGGGGGAGGAGUUCCCAGUACACUCGCGAAUAAUGCCAGUGCACUACGCACACAAUACCCACUCAGUGUGACACACCUCCCAAAUCUAGACACAUCGAAACAUUCCAUCUAUGCGAAAGCAGCGAAUGGCGGAUUGAAUAUUUCACGGCCACGCCCCCCGGGGCCAGUGAACAAAUUCAUCGCCAAAUCAAAACAAGUGGGCGUAAAGGAAAUGCUUGUUAGUUUAGGACUGCUGUGCCUUGUGAGUCUACUCCUAGCGUUGUUAUCACUCAUAUUCCUGCUGAAGAUCUCUCCGGUGACCGCGAGUGACAUUCGGGAUCUCUUGAGAGCGGAACAAUUGACUGUUAUCACCGCCGAGGAAUACGUGGUGGUUUACGAAGUGACACUGGCACUGUGCGCGCUUACUUUAUCCUUGAAUCUGUGCUGUCUGCUGGUGUGCGCGAUUCAAUUCCUGUUCGCUGUGAAGCUCGUUAAAAGUCCGCAUGGUGGAAGCGAACGGACCAACAAAUAUCUGCAGAAGUCGUCGGUGAGUCGUGUAUGCGCCGUCGGAGGUUUCUUCAUCUCAAUCCCGGUGUUUCUCACAGGAAUAAUUCUGUAUACAUUUAUACAAUUCCAUUCCACACCGGCGAUAGUAACAAGCGUAUUCAUUGGUCUCGGUAUUGUUUUCUGCGGCUGUGCGAUGGUACACAACGUUUUUAUUUGGCAGCGAGAGAAAACUAAUGCCGUGAAAGAAUUAGCACUGCAACAGGCUAAUACGCAUAAUUCUUUUCAUAAUAUAUCAGCGCCUGGGACAGCGCCACACUUGAAUCAUCUGAAUCAAUCACACGCGUCACAUUUGAGUAACUACAGUGUAGGAUUCCUACAUUCGACCGCACAUGGUUCGCCACCAGCCACGAUUCUUGCCAAUGGUCCAUAUAUCCUUCGUCCUGCGACGACUACACCGCCUACAACAGAAAAUUUAAAAUUUUCACAUCCGCGAGAGGCUAGCGGUAGUGUAAGUCCUGGUAUGCAUGCGCCAACGCUUGAUUUAAGCAGCGUCGCGACUACAAACUCUCCACACGAGCUCAGCACGCUCGUGUGACUAUGUUUUCCGUGAGAUUAUUUUGUAUUUUUUACACGAUUUUAUUAAUUUAUAGUGCACGGAUGCGUGCACGGGGGACCUGGGACUGAUUUUACAAAGCAUUCAAUGCCAUGCCAACGACUUCAAAUGUAUAGAAUUGCAUUUAAUCGUAUUUUAAAAAGAUAUUAUUUGUUGUUAUUUUACAAUAAAGUACACUAGACAAGUGGAUGACAUCAGGAACACAUUCCAAGGCACUUCGUCUGAUGUCAUGUCCUUGAUCAAUAAUAAAUUA
This is a messenger RNA of Dalotia coriaria, 1887 nucleotides long. RefSeq lists its product as uncharacterized. The coding region runs from base 402 to 1616 and encodes 404 amino acids. Lineage: Eukaryota; Metazoa; Arthropoda; Insecta; Coleoptera; Staphylinidae. The transcript has 4 exons. The record is from RefSeq and is a predicted model, not a curated record.